GCCGGCGCUGCCUCUCAUAACCGGCCACGUCUGCAUCGCUGUCUGUCUCUCCGUAAUAGGCCUCGCUCCCUGGUGGGGAUGUCAAGCCGCUGGUCAGGGAGGAGCGACUGCGGUGGACCUCGCGGACAGGAGCGUGCCAUGAGGAGCCAUGUGGGAGUUUGUAGGAAUGUAUCAACCUACCGCGAAAAGGGAAAGCUCCCCAAUCUUUCGUCAACAUUCACCUCAGUCAACUUGAUGCUUCUCAAGGAGCCACUCCUUUUUUUUCUUCACCCUCAAAUGCCUCUUAAAUUUACAAAACCAAGAAAAUAAAGAGAACGAGCUAAAUGAAACAGGAAAACUCAAAAUCCUAGGAUAUAUUUGACUUUUCCAUGAAGAUGAAGGGAGUUAUCUGCUCUGAGCUUUUCCUGGUGGUGGGUAUGAUCUUGCUGAACGGUCGUGGUUCCUUGUGUGAACACAAGUCAAUAAAUGGAAGUCUGGACCCAAAGGAGGCAGGAAGCUCCAAGCCUCACAUCAUCUUUAUUAUGGUGGACGAUCAAGGGUAUGCAGACAUUGGAUAUCACGGCUCGGACGUCCACACUCCUGCGUUGGACAAACUGGCAGCAGAAGGAGUCAAACUUGAAAAUUACUAUGUCCAACCCAUCUGUUCACCUUCUCGCAGUCAACUCAUGACUGGACGCUACCAAAUUCACACUGGACUUCAACAUUCAAUCAUUCGGCCGCGCCAGCCUCUCUGUCUGCCUCCAGACAUCCCCACCCUACCUGAGUGUCUGGUUAAAGCUGGAUAUCGCACACACAUGGUAGGUAAAUGGCACCUGGGAUUCUGCAGGCCAAGCUGCCUGCCCACGAGGCGUGGCUUCCAGAGUUUCCUUGGAACUUUAACUGGCAGUGGAGACCACUUCUCCUAUCAGAGCUGCGACGGUGCUGAAGCUUGUGGAUUUGACUUGCAUGAUGGUAGCCGACCUGCUUGGGAAAUGAGCGGAAACUACUCCACUCUGCUCUAUAUAGAAAGAGUGAAGCAGAUCCUGAGGAACCAUGACCCAAACACACCGCUCUUCCUCUAUCUGUCCCUUCAGGCAGCCCACACCCCGCUCCAGGUACCUGCUCAUUUCCUGAACUCAUAUGAGUCUCAAACCAACCGCCACAGGCGGCAUUAUGCAGCCAUGUUGAGUUGCCUGGAUGACGGAGUUGCUCAAGUUGUCAAGGAAUUGAAGACUACUGGACUUUAUGAAAAGUCUAUAUUGGUUUAUUCCUCUGACAACGGUGGGCAGCCAUUGUCAGGAGGGAGCAACUGGCCUCUCCGAGGAGGAAAAGGAUCCUACUGGGAAGGGGGUAUCCGAGCAGUUGGUUUUGUGCAUAGUCCUCUCCUGAAGAAGAAAGGUGUCAUCAGCAAAGAAAUGAUUCAUGUCUCUGACUGGUACCCCACGUUAUUGGGACUUGCUGGUGCCUUGCAGUCCCACAAGGGUCUUGAUGGACACGAUGUCUGGAAAAGUAUCAGUCAAGGCUCACCCAGUCCUCGCACUGAGAUCCUGUUUAAUAUUGACCCCGUUUCAAGGAGACCCGGAGAGCCCUACGAAAAAGCACUGGUUCUCAAUGGCUUUGGGAUCUGGGACACAGCUGUAAGGGCCGCAUUAAGAGUCGGAGAUUGGAAGCUUUUGACAGGAAAUGUGGGGGAUGGUGACUGGAUACCACUGCAGUCGCUCACAGGUGGUCCAGAGCGGUGGCAGAAACUCGAAAAGCGACGCAAUAAAUUGGGGAAAUCGGUUUGGCUCUUUAAUAUCAGUGGAGACCCCUACGAGAGGUCUGACCUCGCAGAGGUUCGCCCAGAAGUGGUGAAACGUCUACUCAAGAGGUUGGCCAAAUACAACCAGACAGCGGUAGUAGCCAACAAUCCACCAGAUGAUCCAAUGGCUGACCCAGAGCUUCAUGGAGGGGUGUGGAGUCCCUGGCUGGGUCUGGAAGGACAAGAGGGAAAUACAGAAGAAAACAGUGCAAGAAAAGUAAAGGCAAUAAAGAUCAAGCACUGCAAAUUGUGCAAAUUAAAAGCCCUCUUUAAGAAAGUGGGGUCUCGUCUGCAGAGGAAUAAUCUAUUCUAAAUUCUUCUUAAAACAAAGGCUUUAGGAGAAUUAAAAUGUGUAGAAUGCUGUCCAUAUUUUUAAACUGUUUUUGACUUCUGUACUAAAAUACUCAAAAUAGUUUGAAAAAGCAAAAGAGGAACAUGACAUAACACGCAAUUGUUAAGGUAUUUGAUAGUCAUGGUAUUACUCCAUGCAAAUAAAAAAAACAUGCAAGACAGACAGAAAACAUGCUUACAUAUUUCUAAAGAUUAGUAACUAAACACGCAGCCAGAUAGAUAAAGCAGUGGCAGACUGACUCACUUCCUGUCCUGUGGUCAAAAUGCUGCACAGAGAUUGUUUGUCACUGCUUUACUGAACAACAAACGAUCAACGAUACUAUGGUUGCACACAGCAAAAACAAUGUGGAGGCAAGGCCUGAAGUGAGAUCUCAGUGUCUCAUCUUCUAACCAUCCAGCAUGACCCUUUCUGGAUGGAACACAGACCCCCACUGGGAGUCCUAUGUCGCCUUACUCAUUGGACCCCAUUGCCCUAGAAAGAUCUCUGACCAACACACAAUGUUCCCUCCCUGGAGCGCUGACAAACCGGGCAAGGAUGAAACUGUUUGUUUUCUGGACAUCUACAGGCUGUCAUGCUAUUACUAGAAGCACAAACAUGUAUUCAUGUGAAUAAAAUUAUAAAUUACUGCUAUUGUGAUAUUAUUACUUCAUAAAAGCAGAAGAUGUAAUAUUAUACAUGCAAAGUUGAAUUAAAACAUCAUCUAUAUAAACAUUUGAUGAUAGUUAUUUUUUGAUACCUCAAGUGCUAUAAAAUGUGUGGAUGAGAUCAAUAAAAAUGCAAAGACAUUUGUCAUCAGAAUUUAAUAUCAAUAAGAUUAUAUGUCUAUAUUUUUUUUUCAUUUUGAAAGAUUAUCUCUCGUAAAUGUAGGUUUGCUUCACUUUUACGAGCUGUCGAUCUGUCUGAGUGCAUCAUGUCUUUACCCAAAGAUAGCUAAAGGUUUCAGCCGGCAACAUGACUAUAAUUAUGGGGAAGUGAGUGUAGGAACUUGAUGCCUCCCACAGUUCGCAUUAAAUGAAAUGAAGACAUAACCUGAAAAUAACUUUACCUAAUUUAGACUGCAAACAAAAAUGGUUACAUCCACCCUUUGUUAUUCUAAAACACAAACCUUGGAAGGUUUUUUUUUUCAGUUUGAAAAAGGUGUUUUUAGACCCUAUAGAUAAAGCAAUAUUAGUAGAAUGAAGUUGGUUGUAAUUAAAUUUUCUCUCUUAAAUUUAAUAAAAUUAAUUCCUAGUUGAAAGCUUAUAAAAAAAGUCAGUUCCGUGUUAAUGUGUCGAAGAACUUUAUUUCAAACUACUGAUAUCUUGGAGUGUAUUUAGACUGGACAGAUUUGGUUUGCUUAACCUUAGUCUUGUGUUAGGGUCGGCUCCGACCCGUUUUAGUUUUUAAUUGCAUAAAAGAAUCACUUAAAAUGUAUUAAUUCCAUCAAGGCUUUUUUUUUUAACUUUGUCAGGAACCAUGAUUUCAACAGAAUUCAAUUUUUAAAUU
Molecule: messenger RNA, 3617 nt
Organism: Oryzias melastigma (Indian medaka)
Lineage: Eukaryota; Metazoa; Chordata; Actinopteri; Beloniformes; Adrianichthyidae
Product: arylsulfatase I
Exons: 4
Coding region: 369-2093 (574 amino acids)
Source: RefSeq, a predicted model, not a curated record